AUGCUGCUGCGCCUCAGCCUCAAGCCGCCGCCGCUGCUCCUCUCGCUCGCCUUCCAUCUCCUCUUCCUCACCUCGCUCUUCCACCUCUACUUUACCUCGCCCGUCGUGCACCCGCACGUGCGCUAUGCCUCGCUCACCGGCGACGCGGCCGUGGGGCGCGCGGGCCAAGGAGCAGCAGCAGCAGCGCAAGCGGCGCCGGCGAAGCGUCUGGUGCUCAUCGUCGGCGAUGGCCUGCGUGCCGACACGGCGUUUGCCUCGGUGCCUCGCGGCCUGCGUCCUGCUGCUGCUGCUGCUGCUGCAUCUGGCGAGGAGGAGGCGGCGGCGGCGUGGUACGCCAUGCCUCAUCUCCGGCACCGCGCACUGCACACUGGCGCAUGGGGCGUGGCGCACACGCGCGUGCCGACCGAGUCGCGGCCGGGCCAUGUGGCGAUGAUUGCGGGCAUGUAUGAGGAUGUGAGCGCCGUGACUACCGGAUGGCAAGCCAAUCCAAUGCCCUUCGACUCCACACUCAACGUCUCAAGCCACGCCUUUGCCUUUGGCAGUCCAGACAUCGUGCCGCUCUUCGCCCAUGACGCACCCGAGCGCAUCGAGGUCGAGAGCUAUGCAGAGCACGAGGAGGACUUCUCCAAAGAUGCAACGCAGCUCGACUUCUGGGUGCUUUCGCGCUUCGAAGCGCUGCUUGCUCGCGCCUCUUCGAACGCCACUCUCUCCGCCACCCUCUCCUCCAGCGGGCUCGUGUUUUUCCUGCAUCUCCUCGGGCCCGACACGACGGGGCACGCCUUUCGGCCCUUUUCGCGCGAGUACGUCGCCAACGCGCGCGUCGUCGACGACGUCAUUGCGGCCGUCGAGCGUGCCGUGUCGGCGUACUGGCACGACGACGGCCAGACUGCCUUUCUCUUCACGGCCGACCACGGCAUGUCCGCACGCGGCAACCACGGCGACGGCGAGGCGGCAAACACGCGCACGCCCCUCGUGGCGUGGGGCGCGGGCGUGCGCGCGCCGCGGGCGCUGGCAGAGGAGGCAGCCGGCGUACAGCAGAGGUUUGCCAGAUGGGAGGAGCGCAGUGGAGAUGACUACUUUGAGGGAUGGGGAGAGUUGGAUGACGUCUGGAGAGAAGAUGUCGAACAGGCAGAUGUGACUCCUCUCAUGACGACGCUUCUAGGUCUGCCCAUGCCCGCCAACUCAGAGGGCAAGCUGCCGCUCGACUAUCUCGCCGUGUCGCAAGAGGCCAAGGCUCGCGCCAGUCUGGCAAACGCAAGAGGCGUGCUGGAGAUGUAUCGCGUCAAGCACGAUCAACGAGCCGCUCGAAUGCGUCGAUUUCUUCCCUUUGCUCCCCUUUCCUCCUCCUCCUCUCUGCUGCCCGGUGCCGAUCAAGUGGUGCAGAUCCAGGCGCUCAUCGCCGCGCAAGACUACCCUCUGGCCAUGCACGCUUCUCGCGCGCUGCUCGAGCUCGCUCUGCAGGGCAGCGCGUAUGUGCAGACGUACGACUGGCUCCUGCUCGUGUGCCUCAUCAGCGCGGCCUAUCUGGGCAGUGUGGCCUAUACCAUUGUGCACCUGCUCGAGCACUAUGUCCUCUCCCCAACCUCGCCUAGCGCCUCGUCUUCGCUCGGCACCCUCCUCGGCUUGACGACCUUUGCGCUGCUCAGCUGCAAGUUCGCCCUCGAUUGCGAUCCGCCAAUCUACUAUCUCUACGCCCUGUUUCCCUCUUACUUCUGGGCCGUCGUCAUCGAUUCGCGGCAUCUCUUCCAUCGAGCCUUUGCCCUUGGGCGUUCUCGCUACUCCAGCGACAGCAACGCGAGUCUCUAUCUUUCGCUCUCUCUCGCCGCCCGUGCAGCGCUGGCACUGGCGGCACUGCAGCUCAUGGUGCUGGGCUACCUUGAACGCAUCGCUUGGACGAUGGGCCUGCUGGCCAUAGGCUUCCUCUGGCCCGCACUCUUCAUGUCGAGCGACAUGAGGACGGAAAUGGAGGGCACAUUGCUGGCGUGGGGCCUGACUUGUCUCGCAUGCGCAGGCUUUGCAGUGCAAGGCACAGAGAAGGAGGAGAGUGUGCCACUGCUCAUGCUCUCGGCGCUGCUCUUCCUGCUAAUCGGCGGCGUGCUGCUCUGCAAGCCCUCGCUGCUCGCCUCCCACUCUGCCGCCUCUGCGCAUUUCCAGCACUCGACGCUCUUUGUGCUCAAGCUGCAGCUCUGCACGCUGCUCCUCUCCGCCGCCGUCACGCGUUCCUCGGCGCUCUCUCUCGCUGCAAAGAGAGGCCUGCCGCUGCUGAAUCAAGUUCUCGCCUGGCUCAUCCUCCUCCUGACGCCCCUCUACACCUACCUUGUCGGCUUUCGCGCCUCGCACCUCGGCCAUGCGCAGCCGGCGGCGCAUCGGCUGCUGCUCCUCGUCUUUGCCGCCGCGCCGCUCUUCCUGCUGCUCUCGCUGCGCGACGAGGCGCUCUUCCUGCUCGCGUACACGGCCGCCCUGCUGCUCUGGGCACGCCUCGAGGGCGCCCUGGCCGCCGAACGCGCACAACAGGCCAGAGAGCAGACGCCGCACGAGACGCACGAGAAGCUCAGCCUCGAACAUCUGCGCGUGGCAAUGACGUUGCUCUUCUUGCUGCACGUGGGAUUCUUCGGCACCGGCAACGUGGCGUCCAUCUCCUCCUUCUACCUCUCGCCCGUCUAUCGCCUGGUGCCCAUCUUCUCUCCCUUCCUCAUGGCCGCUCUUCUGCUGCUCAAGAUUCUCCUCCCCUUCCUCCUCCUCGCGCUCGUGCUGCACCUACUUUCGCUCUCUCCCAUCUCCGCUCCUCCGUCUCUUCGCACACAAGGAGCUUUGCGUUCCUCCUCCUCCUCAAGCACCUCCUGCACGUCCGAUGCAGGCAUCAUGGGCGGCCUCGCUCUCCCCGACGGCACCUCUCUGGUCCUUCUCGCCGGCUGCGGCGCCGACAUUCUCGCCCUCUCCUUUCUCUACGCCGUGCGCAUCGAGGGCUCCUGGCUCGAAAUCGGGCGCAGCAUCACGCACUUCGUCAUGGCCAACAUGCUGCAGGUCUUCAUGCUGCUGCUCGCCGCCCUCGCGCACGCCGUCCUUGGGCGCGGCGACAACCGCAGAUAA
Tilletiopsis washingtonensis is the source of this 3090-nucleotide messenger RNA. RefSeq names its product alkaline phosphatase-like protein. Gene Ontology annotation, biological process: GPI anchor biosynthetic process. Gene Ontology annotation, cellular component: endoplasmic reticulum membrane. The transcript has 8 exons. The record is from RefSeq and is a predicted model, not a curated record. NCBI's taxonomy places the organism in Eukaryota, Fungi, Basidiomycota, Exobasidiomycetes, Entylomatales. Gene Ontology annotation, molecular function: mannose-ethanolamine phosphotransferase activity. The coding region runs from base 1 to 3090 and encodes 1029 amino acids.